GAUCUGUAAAUCGCCGGAGAGCUGCAUUUGCGUGUUGUUCGACGUUCAGUAGCGAAUAUUAUUAUUGUAGAGAUAGCCAAAGAGGUUUUGAUCAAUGAUGGAGAAGAAGAAGAAGUUUCCAGUUGGAGCUGAGCAUUAUACUCUCUAUGAGGAGGUAGGGCAGGGCGUGAGCGCUUCGGUUCAUCGGGCUCUCUGUAUUCCUUUCCAUGAGAUCGUGGCUAUCAAAAUUCUUGAUUUUGAACGCGACCACUGUGAUCUGAAUCAUAUAUUUCGUGAAGUGCAAUUAAUGACUCUGGUUGACCACCCUAAUGUCCUUAAAUCACAUUGCUCUUUUGUUAGUGAUCAUAAUUUGUGGGUUGUCAUGCCAUAUAUGGAUGGGGGUUCUUGUCUUCACAUAUUGAAAGCUGCAUAUCCAGAUGGUUUUGAGGAGGUUGUUAUUGCAACUAUAUUACGUGAGGUUUUGAAGGGUUUGGAGUAUCUCCAUCAGCAUGGGCACAUUCAUCGGGACGUCAAAGCCGGAAAUAUUCUCAUUGAUGCACGUAGUGGAAUCAAGUUAGGAGAUUUUGGUGUUUCUGCCUGCUUGUUUGAUUCAGGUGACAGGCAACGCAGGAGAAAUACAUUUGUGGGGACGCCUUGCUGGAUGGCGCCCGAGGUUAUGGAGCAAUUGCACGGGCCGAUAUCUGGUCUUUUGGUAUUAGAGCUUGCUCAUGGCCACGCUCCUUUCUCGAAGUACCCUCCAAUGAAGGUUUUGCUUAUGACCUUGCAAAAUGCACCCCCUGGUCUUUAUUAUGAGAAAGACAAGAAGUUUUCCAAGAGUUUUAAGCAGAUGAUUGCUACUUGUUUGGUGAAAUAUUCUUCCAAACGCCCUUCAGCGAAGAAGUUGUUGAAGCAUUCUUUUUUCAAACAAGCUAAAUCAAAUGAUUAUAUCACACAAAAACUUUUGGAUGGACUGCCAGUGCUUGGUGAUCGUAUUCAGGCAUUGAAGAGAAAGGAAGAAGAUUUGCUGGCACAAAAGAAAAUACCCGAUGUGCAAAAGGAGGAAAUGUCACAGAAUGAAUAUAAGAGAGGGAUUAGUUGUUGGACUUUCGACCUUGAAGAUGUGAAGGCUCAGGCUUCAUUGAUCCCGGAUGAGUGCUCUAUAUCAGACAAAGAUCAAAUAGGGAGCUUAAACUCUUUUUGUGGAUUUGAUAUGCAUGAAAAGAAACUACAUUACCAGUUGUCUUAUAAAAAUCUUAUACAGAACCAAUCUGCUCCUCUUCCAUCAGCUGACUCUACACCGACUUAUACCAUAGCUAAAUUUGAGAAAUUCAACGAUGAGGUGAGCAUAACUAGUUCAACGUAUGAGCAUUUAAUUUCCCAAAACUCUUCUCCACAUAAUGAGAAUCACAUUGGAGUUAAUAUGGCUGGAAAACCUGAGUUGGAUAUCAGUGGAAGAAAUUUUGAUGGCAUGGCUACCCAUUCUAGUCAGAGGAAGGGAGGUUCAUCAGACAGCAUCCAUUUACCAGAUCUUAUUUUUCCACCUUGUGAAGCAGGAAGUGAUAAGGUGCAAAGUAAGUUCCAAAACAUGUCACUUUGCAAUGGAAUUAUUCCCCCAACAAUGGACGAUGGGCCAUCUGACAUUAUUUCUAGAGCUUCUAAACCUUCAGCAAACAUUGAUGAGCCAGAUGAGAAAGCAAAGUGUUCAGUUGUUCAGCAAAAAGGACGUUUCAAAGUAACCUCCGAGAAUGUUGAUCUAGAAAAGGUGGUCCCAUCUCCUAUAUUGCAAAAGAGUCGCAGUAUGCAGGUGAUUACCCAACGUCCUCCUCUUUCUCUACCAUCACCAUCACCUUCUGAUGCUACACCACCAAAUCCUUGUGGUCAUUCUGUCUUUCCGACAUUGCAAUCAGCUUUGCAGACAAAUAUUCUUCAAAAGGAGAGUCUCCUAAGUCUAAUGAAGCAAGUUUCUGUUGGUGACUCUACAGGCACUCGUGCAUUCGAUGGGGAAUGUCUGCCGACGAAUGUGGCUAUGAUGGAGAAAUCGUUGCAUUUUGCGGCUGGAUGGCCAUAUCUAAUUGGAGAGAAGGAAUUACUUCAUGUGAUAACUGAUUUACAGUGGAGGCUCAUCUGUGCUCAAGAAGAGCUCCAAAAAUAUAAAACAGAAAAUGCCCGGGGAAAAGCUGAACGCAGUUGUCGACCUCAACUAACUGAUAAAAGGGGAAAAGGAGAAAUAGAGUAG
Messenger RNA from Ilex paraguariensis (yerba mate), 2215 nucleotides. The record is from the annotation of a GenBank genome assembly. NCBI's taxonomy places the organism in Eukaryota, Viridiplantae, Streptophyta, Magnoliopsida, Aquifoliales, Aquifoliaceae.